CUCUUCCGGACUCAUUCCCUCUCGGUUGUGUGCAGACAGCGAGCUCAGUGCUGAGACCAGACACUUGUGGAGAGGAACGCCGUCCAUCAUUGAAUCUGACUUCAGGGCAGCUGUCUGAGGAAGAAAGAUGACUCCCCCUCUCAAGAAAUGGAGGGGCACGCCUCGUAGUCAUGACUGUCAGCAGUGUGGUAAAGAGUUCCCUUAUUCAUCAGAUUUAAAGACGCAUAUGCGAGUGCACACUGGAGAGAAACCAUACAGCUGUGAGAUCUGUGGGAAAGAUUUCACAAGGUUAUCUUCAUUAAAGAAUCAUAUACGCACUCACACUGGAGAGAAACCAUACAAAUGUGAUCAGUGUGGUAUGGCCUUCUCUCGAGUAACUACUCUAAGGAUCCAUCAGCGUAUCCACACUGGAGAGAAACCGUACAGCUGUGAGCAAUGUGAUUUGGCCUUCUCUCAAGCAAUUACUCUGAGGAUCCAUCAGUGUAGCCACACUGGAGAGAAACGGUACAGCUGUGAGUUCUGUGGGAAAGCUUUCACACAUUCAUCUGCAUUGAAGAAUCAUAUACGCACUCACACCGGAGAGAAACCAUACAAAUGUGAGGACUGUGGUAAAAGUUUCAGUCAGCUGUCUAACUUCAAGACUCACAGAAACAUCCACACCAGAGAAUUACUCUACCCUUGUCAGGAUUGUGGGGAAGUCUUUACUGAUCAAGGUGCUUUUAAGUAUCAUGAGCGUAUUCACACUGGUGUGCAAUGUGGGAAAACCUUCAGGCUUAAAAAUAGCUUUACACGCCACCAGCUGAUCCACACUGGAGAGAAGCCUUUCAGCUGUGACCAAUGUGGGAAAACUUUCAGGCAUAACAACAACUUUACACUUCACCAGCAGAUCCACACUGGAGAGAAACCACACAAAUGUAGACACUGUGAGAAAGCCUUCAGAAGUCAACAGGAAUGCAUCAUACAUGAACGUGUCCACACCGGUCUGAAACCAUACGUCUGUGGGGAGUGUGGGAAGAGUUUUGGUAGGUCAUUUUCACUUAGCAGACAUAAACUCACCCAUGCUGGAGUCAGAGAGUACCAGUGUGAGCACUGUGACAAAAGGUUUGCUUCAGCUCACAAUCUUAAGGAGCAUCUGCGUAUCCACACCGGACACAGGCCGUACUGGUGUGUUGGUUGUGAGAAAAGCUUCACAUGGAGCUCUGAGGUGAAAACACACAAAUGUGUCAAAAAAGAGAGCUAGGGGGUGCUCAUGAGCAGUGACAUGUAGAGACAUGGGUUUACUAGCUCUGCAUGGAUUAAAGUUAAAUAUUGUUUUUUGCUCUCACACAGUUUAAAAGUUAAAAAAAUAGAUAUCCCAUUGUGUUUGUAGCUGUAUAAUUCAAAAAAUAGACGUCUCCUGAACCAUCCAGUGAGUUAAAUUGCCUUGAAACGCCAAAACAUGCGAAGGCCAAAGCAGGCCCAGAGGCUUUGGACUCUCCUGACUCUGAAUCCCCGAAAUCCCCGAGAGCUUGUCGGACGUGGAUGCAAUAAUGCUGGCGCUGCAGAGAAUGGGACAAAGUGUGGUAGCUAAGAUCGAUACGUCCAUCGCCGCAUUAUCAGGUGAACUACACAAGAAAAUAAACCAUCUCUCAAGGGACAUGAGAACGGAAAUUACCAAAGUCCAAAAAGAGAUAAAAGCAUAUGCUCCACGGAUCCAUAGCCUGGAGGAAGGAGCUAACAGCUAUGUUAACAGGGUCGUGGAGUUGGAAAAUAAAGUUAGGUGUCUCACGUUAGAGGUCACUUGGUUGACGGCUAAAACUGACGACCUAGAAUGUCGCCAACAGAGAGACAACUGCAGAAUAAUUGGCGGGGAGGAAGGUUUUGAAGACACACGACUGGAGGCGGCGGUGGCUAAUUUGCUGAAAGAUACCCUGGACCUGACCUACACACCCACACUGGACAGAGUGCACCAGAGCCUGCAGCCUAGACCACACACUAACCUGUUAUAUGCUAGAAGGUAGGGGGACUAUUUGUAGGGCAGUCUCAUGUUCAGGGAAGACCAGCCCAGGGUUCCAGGAUGGCAAGGGGAGGUUUGUUUCUUUAUCUGGUAUGUUUUCUUUUUUGUUUUUUUCUGAUGCAGUAUUGUAGUUUCAUUAUGACUUAUUCUGGUACAGUACACAGCCAGUGUGUGUAUUUAUAUCAAGUCUUUU
This is a messenger RNA of Cheilinus undulatus (humphead wrasse), 2189 nucleotides long. Its product is annotated as zinc finger protein 239-like. The coding region runs from base 128 to 1240 and encodes 370 amino acids. The transcript is spliced from 3 exons. Gene Ontology annotation, molecular function: RNA polymerase II cis-regulatory region sequence-specific DNA binding; DNA-binding transcription activator activity, RNA polymerase II-specific. Gene Ontology annotation, cellular component: nucleus. The record is from RefSeq and is a predicted model, not a curated record. Lineage: Eukaryota; Metazoa; Chordata; Actinopteri; Labriformes; Labridae. Gene Ontology annotation, biological process: regulation of transcription by RNA polymerase II.